Molecule: messenger RNA, 1583 nt
Organism: Coffea eugenioides
Lineage: Eukaryota; Viridiplantae; Streptophyta; Magnoliopsida; Gentianales; Rubiaceae
Product: rust resistance kinase Lr10-like
Exons: 5
Coding region: 1-1557 (518 amino acids)
Biological process (GO): protein phosphorylation
Molecular function (GO): ATP binding; protein kinase activity
Source: RefSeq, a predicted model, not a curated record
AUGGCUGCAAUGAGUUUUCUUGCAGGAUUACCAAUUGAGUUUGAUGCUGCUCGAACACAAAUUCUCUCUAGUCCAGAGAUUGUUUCCCUCCAUGACACUUUCACACGAGUGUUGAGAACCGAGGGAUCUUUGUCUACUUCCAAUGUUACUAGUGCUCUCGUCAUCGAUUCCGAUGCAACAGAUCAUAUGACCGGUAAUAAAGGUAUUCUCUCCUCUUUUAAUCCUAACAAAGAUCAUCCGAAUGUUACUUUGCCUUAUGGGUCAUGUGCUUCAGUUGAUCUUUUGACGGGGAAGAUUAUUGGUAAAGGACGUGAAUCUGGCGGCCUGUAUACACUUUAUUUCCAUUAUAAUCCUUUAACUUUUCUUUUACAAGCAGAUUACUUUAAUAUUGGUGGCUUAAUUUCGGUUCUGCUUAUUGCAGCAAAACAUGUCAUUGGCAUUAUCCUCUUGUUUGCUUUCCUCCUUUAUCGGUGUCAUCGCAGGCAUUUAUCGAGGUAUGAUACAAUAGAAGAUUUCCUACAAAGAAACAACAGCCUCAUGCCCAUUAGGUACUCAUACAAAGAAAUAAAGACAAUGACAAAAAAUUUUGAGGAGAAACUAGGUGAAGGAGGCUAUGGUUUGGUUUACAAAGGCAAAUUGCGCAGUGGAGGUGCAGUUGCUGUCAAGAUGCUGAACAAAUCAAAAGCUAAUGGACAAGAGUUCAUCAAUGAAGUUGCAACUAUUGGAAGGAUACACCAUGUGAACGUGGUUCGGUUAGUGGGAUUUUGUGUUACUGCCUCAAAACAUGCUCUAGUGUAUGAUUACAUGCCAAAUGGCUCUCUGGACAAGUUACUUUUCUCAAAUUGUCAGAAUGGUUCUCCAUUGAGUUGGAAACAAGUUUGUGAGAUUGCAAAGGGGAUUGCUCGUGGCAUUGAAUACUUGCAUCAGGGGUGUGAUAUGCAAAUUCUGUAUUUUGAUAUUAAGCCGCAUAACGUCUUACUCGAUGACAACUUUGUUCCAAAAGUUUCAGAUUUUAGACUUGCAAAACUUUACCCGAUGCAAAGGAGUAUUGCAACUCUUACUGCUGCGAGGGGAACUCUAGGUUACAUGGCCUCGGAGUUGUUCUAUAAAAAGAUUGGAAGAGUCUCAAACAAGACAGACGUUUACAGCUAUGGAAUGUUACUAAUGGAGAUGGCUGGGAGGAGGAGAAAUGUGGAUGCACAUGCCGAGCGUUCAAGUCAAAUAUACUUCCCUUCAUGGAUCUAUGACAAAUUCGAUCAGGCGGAGGAAAUGGAAAUCAGAGAUCAUGCAACUAAAGAAGAAAAGACAAUUACAAGAAAAUUGAUGAUUGCCUUGUGGUGCAUACAGAUGACACCUGAGGAUCGUCCUUCAAUGAGAGAAGUCUUAAAAAUGCUUGAAGGUGAUGCUAGUGGCCUAAAGUUGCCUCCUAAACCGUCAUUUUACCCUCCAGAUUCACCCAUAUCCAUGCAAAGAAGCAGCGGUAGUAGUUCUUCUGACGAGUCAACGGUGCCCCUAUGUAGCUCUGUUGCUUUAGAAAUCGAGCAGAUGGAUGACUAAGUAGAACUCGUGCUUUCAGUGAAAUC